Messenger RNA from Lagenorhynchus albirostris (white-beaked dolphin), 1842 nucleotides. RefSeq names its product phospholipid phosphatase 2 (gene PLPP2). The record is from RefSeq and is a predicted model, not a curated record. Lineage: Eukaryota; Metazoa; Chordata; Mammalia; Artiodactyla; Delphinidae. Gene Ontology annotation, molecular function: phosphatidate phosphatase activity. Gene Ontology annotation, biological process: phospholipid dephosphorylation; signal transduction; phospholipid metabolic process.
CUGUGUGACCUUGAGAGAGUGGCAGAACCUCCCUUGUGUCUCGCCAGGUCCAGGCAGGGCUCUCCAGGAGGUGGUGACACGCCCCGAGGCCUCUCAUUUGGUUCCAGCCCCAAGGAUCCCGGGCACUUCCUGAUUCAGACGUAUUCAGACAGGCACACAGGAGCUCAGUGCCCCAAAGACGAAACCGAGGCGCAGCCUGCGGGUGCCCGAGCUCCGUCCUCCUCCACACCCCUUCCUGCUGGCCUCUCCGUUCACCCCUCACUCAUUCCUUCGUUUGUUCGUUCCUUCUCCUGACCCCCGACUCAGCCGACCCAAUCCGUGGGUGAUCGGGGCGUGCGGCCGGACGCGGACGCUCUGGGGUGACACCGGACUAGCCGUCCCUGAGCCUCAGCCUCCCGGCGGGGGGGCGGGGGAAAUGCUGGGCACCGACGACCCCCCUCCCCCAGCUCGGAGACCCGCGGCCCCUCCUGCCGCGGGUCUCGUACCGACACUGUUCCCCUGCCAUCCCCGCGCGCUCCCCACGCCCCUCCUCCCCGCGCGCCUCGGGCGGGGCGGAGGCAGAGUCCGCCCCCUCCCCUCGGAGGCUCCGCCCCUCCCUCCGCUCCCCUGCCCUGCCCGCCCCUCCCGGGUUGGGCCAGGCUCCCCGGCCAUGUGACCCCGCGGCCCGUCUGGGACGCGACGGGACGCGCUGGGACGGGCGCCGGGGGUCGCGGGCAGCAUGGAGCGGAGGUGGGUCUUCGUGCUGCUCGACGUGCUGUGCGUGCUGGUCGCCUCUCUGCCUUCCGCCAUCCUGACGCUCGUGAACGCCCCGUACAAGCGAGGAUUCUACUGUGGAGAUGACUCCAUCCGGUACCCCUACCGUCCAGACACCAUCACCCACGGGCUCAUGGCCGGGGUCAUCAUCACCACCACCGUCAUACUUGUGUCGGCCGGGGAGGCCUACCUGGUGUACACAGACCGCCUCUACUCCCGCUCCGACUUCAACAACUACCUGGCCGCCCUCUACAAGGUGUUGGGGGCGUUCCUGUUCGGGGCUGCAGUGAGCCAGUCGCUGACAGACCUGGCCAAGUACAUGACUGGCCGGCUGCGGCCCAACUUCCUGGCUGUGUGUGACCCUGACUGGAGCCGUGUCAACUGCUCCGUGUAUGUGCAGGUGGAGGUGUGCAGGGGAAGGCCUGCUGACGUCACCGAGUCCAGAUUAUCCUUCUACUCUGGACACUCCUCCUUUGGAAUGUACUGCAUGAUGUUCUUGGCGCUCUACGUGCAGGCCCGGCUGUGCUGGAAGUGGGCACGGCUGCUGCGGCCCACCGUGCAGUUUUUCCUGGUGGCCUUUGCCCUUUACGUGGGCUACACCCGUGUGUCUGACUACAAACACCACUGGAGUGAUGUUCUCGUUGGCCUCCUGCAGGGGGCGCUGGUGGCCGGCCUCACUGUCCGCUACGUCUCCGACUUCUUCAAAGCCCGGCCCCCGCGGCACUGCCUGGAGGAUGAAGAGGUAGAGCGGACACCCACAUCACUGACACUGGCCCUGGGCGAGGCUGGCUGCAGCCUCUGCGGGUCCCCUCCUGCUGGGGCUCGGGCUGUGGGCAGCGAGCGUGUCCAUGGUCCUGGCAGGUCCCUAAGCCAGGAUGGCUGGAUCCUGGCGUGGGUUCCGCUAACCCCACCUCCAUGCACUGGGCUAGGGGGUACCUGGGGCAGCCCUAGCGUGUGGAGGGGGACUCUUCCUCAGAACCCCUGUCUUUUGUUGGCUUAGGGAAGGGACUGAGAGAUCCCAGUGGAUGCCGGUUUUGUAAAAUGUGACCUCUAUUUGGAUUUUUAGUAAAAUAGGGCGUUUGCUUGACA